AUGGCAGUGACAACGAACUUUGACGAUACUAAUACAGCACUGUUUUAUAAAGGUUUAUUCGAAUGGUGGAACGAGGAAACAGAAUACCUUUUUCAAAGGAUCCAAAGGUGGGCAACUUUAACUAGAGGAUAUGAUCGAUUGAGGUCGGAAAGGUUAUCGAAGGGCCGUUUGACAAUGCACGCGGAAAGUGGAUCAAAGUGGAAUUUUUCCUCGAACAAGCAAAUAUUUCUUCGAACAAAAGAAUAUUUUAUCGAGGAAUCUUCUUGGAGUCCGUCUUUUUACAUCCUUAAAAGAAAUCAACGUAGAUCUCGUCAAGAAGAGAAAAUAAAGAUCAAUCGUAAUGCUGACAAUGUUCUUGGAUAUCGAACUAAUGAUAAUUUGGAUAGCACUUGUUUAGAAAAUUAUAGAUAUGAUAAUAGUAUUUAUUUCAAGACCAUCGGUGAAAUUAGAAAUGACAAGAAAAAUCUUAGGGCGAUUAACGAUGAUUUUAAAAAAGAAAAUCUGUUAAUCGAUGUUGAAGCAAUGUCAACGUUUUCUUCACUAUUAAAAAAUGGAUAA
Molecule: messenger RNA, 558 nt
Organism: Vespula pensylvanica (western yellowjacket)
Lineage: Eukaryota; Metazoa; Arthropoda; Insecta; Hymenoptera; Vespidae
Exons: 2
Coding region: 1-558 (185 amino acids)
Source: RefSeq, a predicted model, not a curated record